Molecule: messenger RNA, 879 nt
Organism: Eimeria mitis
Lineage: Eukaryota; Apicomplexa; Conoidasida; Eucoccidiorida; Eimeriidae
Product: SAG family member
Exons: 4
Coding region: 1-879 (292 amino acids)
Source: RefSeq, a predicted model, not a curated record
AUGACCAUUCUGAAAUUCUUGUCGUUGGCGACCGCCGCCAUUUUUUUCUUAGAGGACAACUCGGCUUAUGGAACGGCUGUAACUGGACAAGACGGUAGUCAAGCCGGUGGAGGUGGAGGUGAAGCUGAACCUCCACUGCAACAAGAAGAAGAGGAUGAGGAUGAGGUGCAGGACUCAUCUGGUGACACUGUUGCUAACAAAGCCGAAAGAGCGGAAUGCUGGGAGCAAUUGCACGAGGCCCGAAGCCUUGUUGGCUUCCCUGAAUUCACGCCAGCGAAUAUCCUCAAAAUUACUGAGGAUGACUGGACCGCUGGGCAAAGAGGAAAUAUCACCUCACUGGAGCAGUACCUGUCAAAGGUCUGCGAUGCAAUGAAAACAAACACAGCGCCUGAAGAGUUGACCCCCAAAACUGAAGGCACCUUCGCCUACGCAAUUCAAGAAGGGGAAAAUGCUGACUGCAAGGCUGCGGUGGACUACUGGAAGGACGCCUUCACCAACUUCAACGGGGAGUUGCCUCCAGCAUAUACCGCAGGCACGAAGCCUUACGACAAUGCUCAAAAUGUUUCCUUCAUCUCCCUCUUCAAUCCCCAAGCAAGUCCUAAGGUUGACUGUGCAUACUUCGUCUGCCCUGCAGCAACACAAAAAUCCAAAAGCAGUCAGGACAAUACAGGGACAGAAAAGGACGUGAAGGCGCUGAUUUGCGUUACGACCCCCAGUGCAUUGACGGAUGAUCAAAAACCCUUUACAGGAGUGAUUGUGCGUCUCAGGCAAGAGCAGUGGGACCAAAUCACAGCUGGCCUCAAAUCCAGCAGCGCUAUUCCAGAAGCGCCGGCAUUCCUUGCCCUUGUUGUCAUUGCAUUCGCCGCUGUUCUCUUCUGA